CCGAAAAUAGUGGCAUUUCUAGCUACCUUCGCUACCAAAAAAGGGUUUGUUUGGUUUGGUUUGUUUCAAUUGUUGAGCCUCCUUUCUUCCUAAGGGUAGCUGAUGCAAUUUUAAAGUCAUUUCUCUUUAUUUGUGGAUUUGCGACAAGAAACUAAGGAGGAGAGAGAGAACGUGCCUGAAGCACAGGGUUAAUUUGUUGGUUUUCAUGUCGUGCUAAAUAUUUAAAACUACCUAGAAAGGACCGCUGGUGAGAUUUGCUUUGUAGAGUUUUCUCACCUUUUCAAGCUUUGCCCUUUCUUUCUCUCUUAGUUGGGGGACCACCUCUCACAGGCUUGGGAGACUUCAGGCCAGUUGUUGGAUUUUGUAAGGUUACCUCUGCUCUCGGUAAAGGGCAAAGACUCCUGACUUCUGGUGGCAGGGGUGGAAGGAAAUCUCGAACAAGGCGACACGUUGAGAAAUACCUAUUGCACUCUUCCCGCAUCUUCUUCCGGGAUGAAAUCUGACGUUUCAAGUGAGAGAUAAGACUAUGGUGUACCGGGGUGAGCCUUCACCUGUACCGAUCUCUAUCAGCCCUUGAAGCCUGUGGACUUGGAACUGAAACCCAGAAAGAAGUCCCCGCGCGCGGGAACACCCUGUGGGGAAAGCAACGUGUGAGCCCGGAUUCUGGGCUCCAUCGCCCUUGGUCCCGCCUGUAGCGUUCCCCGAGAUGUGACCCCAGCUGAUUGCCCAUGCGCGCUCCCGGGACCCAGGCACCGGGUCGCCCGGCACUGCCGCGGCUGCUGCUCCCGCUGUUGUUGCUGCUGCUGGCCGCUUCGGGACGGGCAGUUCCUUGUGUCCCUGGCGGUUUGCCUAAACCUACAAAUAUCACCUUCUUGUCUAUCAACAUGAAGAAUGUCCUGCAUUGGAAUCCACCCGAGGGUCAACACGGAGCUGAAGUCACAUACACUGUGCAGUAUUUCAUAUACGGCCAGAAGGAAUGGCUGAGUGUGUCUGAAUGCAGAAGCAUCGGCAGGACCUACUGCGAUCUUUCUGCUGAGACCUCAGACUAUGAGCACCAGUACUAUGCCAAGGUGCAGGCCGCUUGGGAAACCAAGUGUUCCGAAUGGGCUGAGACGGGACGGUUCUAUCCUUUCCUAGAAACACAAGUUGGCCCGCCAGAGGUUGUCCUGAAAACGGGAGAGAAGUCUGUCUCUAUUGUCCUGAUAGCACCGGAGAAGUGGAAGAUAAAUCCCGAAGAUGACCCUGUCUCUAUGCAGCAGAUAUACUCCAAUCUGAAGUACAACGUGUCUGUGCACAACACUAAAUCACGAAUGUGGUCCCAGUACAUCACCAACAGCACACUGGAGUUCACCUGGCUGGAACCAAGCAUUCAAUACUGCAUCCGCGUGGAGUCUUUUGUCCCAGGGCCCCCUCGUCUCCCUCUGCCUUCUCAAAAGCGAUGCUUCAGUACUUUGAAAGCCCGAAUGUCAGCAUUGAAGUUUAAAGUCAUCUUCUGGUAUGUCUUGCCCACGUCUGUCAUCGUCUUUCUUCUUUCUGUGAUUGGCUACUCAGUUUACCGUUACAUCCACGUUGGCAAAGAAAAGCACCCGUCGAAUUUGGUUUUGAUUUACGGAAAUGAAAUUGAAAGGUUCUUUGAACCUACUGAAACAGUUCAGUUCAAUUUUAUCACCCUCGAUAUGUUGGAUGAUUCUAAAUGUUCUCAAAAGGAUAUGAGCUUGCUGGGGAAAAGCAGUGAUAGUUCCAGCCUGAAUGACUCCGAGCUCCGUGGAAGCCGGGAGCCCCAUCUGGAGGAGGUGGAGGGACAACACUUAGGAUACUCUUCGCAUUUGAUGGACAAUGUCUGUGGUGCUGAGCGAAGCGACAGAAAUGCUUGCCUAGACCAGCGUGAAUGGCUUAGCGGCACCAUGCCCACUCCGGAGGCCGACACCGAGGCCGAGUACAGUGUCCCAACUGAUUUCUACAGAGAGGCCGAAGACCACCAGUUCUGUGGGCAGGAAGAGGCAUCCAGCACAGGGAAAUUAUCUGAGCCACAGGCAGCUUCAGCAAACUUCGGUCCGCCUCUUGAAGACCUACGUCCCCUGGGACAGGAGCAUCCUGGCUCAGGAGAGGGGCCAGAGGAAGAGUCAUCUACAACACUGGUGGAUUGGGACCCUCACACUGGCAGGCUGUGCAUCCCUUCUUUACCUAGCUUUGGCCAGGAGCCUGUGGAAUACCAACGUUAUGAGAGAGAACGGCUUGCAGAGGGUGGCCUUUUGUCUAGACUCUAUGAGAGCCAGGCACCUGACAAGUCAGAGGACGAACAUGAGAACUAUUUCAUGCAAUUUAUGGAGGACUGGGGGUUGAGUGUACGAAUGGAAAGCUAACCCCAUAUGUUUUGUUGGCUGACUUCUUUAGUGACGGGGCAUGUGCCUGUCAGCAAAUGAAUGAACCAUUCCAGGGGGUGAACCACGGAAAUAAGUAGGUCAACCCGUGUUCAGAUUCCCCAGCAUUAGACAUGACUGUCUUGUUUCUGUUCACGCACUUGGUUGACCCUGCCACCUCCAGAUGGUUGACUUCUACGGGACCAUCUUCCCAAUCCACAGCAAAUCCUGGAGUACAGGAACUUCCUGGAAUACAGAGCCCUGGGCUUUGUUGUAGACAGAGUAAGCAUUUCCAGUUUGGAUGGGGAGUGUGUACCAUGGUCAAGGUUUCCUAUUUUCUAACAAGUACGCCUGUGCAGUUAGGUUCUGGAUUUUUACCAUAUGCAUGUAACUCUAUCCAAAUGUUUCAUAAAA
Molecule: messenger RNA, 2774 nt
Organism: Alexandromys fortis (reed vole)
Lineage: Eukaryota; Metazoa; Chordata; Mammalia; Rodentia; Cricetidae
Gene: Il20ra
Product: interleukin 20 receptor subunit alpha
Exons: 7
Coding region: 729-2363 (544 amino acids)
Biological process (GO): cytokine-mediated signaling pathway
Cellular component (GO): plasma membrane
Molecular function (GO): cytokine receptor activity; interleukin-20 binding
Source: RefSeq, a predicted model, not a curated record